UAACGAACCAUAAACGGGUAUAUAGUAUAAACUGUGAACGGAUCUUCCUAAGUCCAGACUCCAGACACGACAUGGUGGUGAUUUUAAGUUUUAGCCAUCGUCCCUUCCUCCGCGUUCCGCAAUAGAGGUUAUAUUUGUUUUUAUGUUUUCUAUAUGAAGAGAAAGAGAUAGAAUUACCAGAGGUUGUAGCAUUAUUGGCAUGGUUCUGGUGCUGCUAAUUUACUGUAGAUAUGGGAUUUAGUUUAUAUACUUACUGAGAUGUUGCGGUUUCUGUGUAAGAGGCGUGCUGCUACUGCUUUCGUUUCGAGAUGCAGAAGCUUUAGUAGUGGAGUUGAUUGUGGGAAUGGGAGCUCAACAUUUGCUGUCAUGAGCUUUGGGGAUGGCAGCCAGGGGGCUUUGGGCUUGCCGUCCUCCGUAAUCGGUUUCGGGGCUGAUGCUUAUGAGCCAACUAUAGUACCUGGGCUCCCACCUGAUGUUGUGAGUGUUAGUGCUGGGCACUAUCACUCUCUUGCCGUGACAGCUGAAGGGGAGUUGUGGGCUUGGGGUAGAAAUAACGAGGGUCAGCUUGGUAGAGAUCUUCUUGAACCGAGAAAUUUAUGGAAUGAGCCAAAGAGAGUGGAAGGACUAAGCAACGUGAAAGUUCAAGCUGCAUUUGCUUCUGGUGUAAUUUCUGUUGCGAUUGGUGAUGAUGGCUCUAUUUGGACAUGGGGAAGGUCUAAGCGUGGGCAGCUUGGACAUGGGAAAGGACUAAUGGAGGCUCUUAUGCCAUCCAGAGUGAAAGCACUCGCUGGAGAAGAUAUAACCAAGGUUUCACUUGGUUGGGGACAUGUUCUUGCACAAACAGCUGAUGGAAAACUUUUUGGCUGGGGCUAUUCAGCUGACGGAAGACUUGGACGACUGGAAGAGACGGUCAAAACCUCACCGUUGGACUCAAAUGCUGAAUUACCCAGAAGGCACAAGAUGACCCCCUCUGAAGCCCUAGACGUUGCUGAGAAACUUGUCUUAGAAAGUAUAGAGAAGGAAAAGGACAUGCCAAUCGUGUGGGAACCAUAUUUAAUAGAAGAACUACAGUCCCUUCCAGUGACUGAUAUCUCCUGUGGUCUUGAUCACUCGCUACUCAUGUGCGGUGAUAACACCAUGCUAAGUGGGGGAAGUAACAUAUACGGUCAGUUGGGGAGGGAGCAUCAAGGUGUAGGCCUAUUUCCAGUUGACAUCAGCUUUCGUUCACUGUCAGUUGCUUCUGGGUUGGGACAUUCCCUGGCAAUAUGUGAAUUACCAACAGCAGGGGGCAAUAUUUUCAGAAAAGCCUUAUUUUCGUGGGGAUGGAAUGGGAGUUCUCAGCUCGGAAGGCAAGGCCCCGAGAGCAAACCAUUGGUGGUGGAAGGCUUGCUCGAGGAGAAUCCUGCAACGGUUUCUUGUGGUCGUGUGCAUUCACUUGCCACUACUAGCACUGGGGAGUUGUGGGCUUGGGGUUGUGGUAAAAAUGGGAGGCUCGGUUUAGGGAGCUCUUUUGAUGAAUCAGAGCCAACCUUGGUUGAUAUCGGAGAUUACAAAGUUGUCCAAGCUGUAGCAGGGUUUGAUCACAAUCUACUCUUGGUUGCUGUUACAUGAGCUAAUAUGCAGGUUCUGACAUUCUGUUUUGUUAUUCAUGGCUUGAAUCGUUUGAUAGUGGUAGUUAGGAAUGUACAAUGAUUGUUGGAACCAAGAUCUGUACUGUUGGUAUAUCCAUUCUCUAUUUGGCAGUUUGGCCUCAUAUGCCAAGCUUCUCGCAGAACAUUACAAGAGUUCAUGUUGAAAAAGUGUUUAGUCAAUGCUCCUAGACUUUUUAUUGACAACGUGUAAGUUGACGUCUUUAACUGGGACAAGUUGUUAGGAAAAAUUGUUAAAUAAACCAACCUUUGAAUGAUCUUCCCAUUUUAAGUAUAUAUAUUUUCAUUAUUUCUGAUUGA
Beta vulgaris subsp. vulgaris (sugar beet) is the source of this 1949-nucleotide messenger RNA. RefSeq names its product ultraviolet-B receptor UVR8. The record is from RefSeq and is a predicted model, not a curated record. Bases 259 to 1611 code for a protein of 450 amino acids. The transcript is spliced from 5 exons. Lineage: Eukaryota; Viridiplantae; Streptophyta; Magnoliopsida; Caryophyllales; Amaranthaceae.